AUUGGUGACGUGUCCCUUUUGUGUUUUUCAGCCACACUUUGAAGAUCAAAGACGGAUUAGACCUUGGGCGGCCGAUCAUAGAGAAAUUCUCUAUUUGUUUGCCUCUAUGUUGCUGCAUACAGCAGCUUUGGUGAGGAGCCAAAGGUCCAUUUUGUCUUGUCUUUCUUGGUCAUUGGGUGUGAGCCUCAUUUGUGAGUCUCUCUUCUAUUUGGUGUGCUAGCGACUUAAUGAGCAACAAGGAGAGUCUAUUUCGUUGUUGACAUCUGAGACGUCCGUUCCAAAAAGACAAACGCCCCAGUGCUAACUACCAACAAGUUCAGAGACCAAAGAUCCUCAAUUUGCCUAUUUUAACAUGCCUGAGUGAGCCUAAAACAUAACAUAAUUAGGCAGUUUCCAUGGCAACAGCUAGUAAGCCUCAUGCUGUAUGCAUCCCAUUCCCAUAUCAAAGCCACAUAAAGGCACUGCUCAAAUUUGCAAAGCUCUUGCAUCAUAGAGGUUUUCAUGUAACCUUUGUCAAUACAUUGUACAACCAUAGACUCUUUCUCAAAUCUUUAGGCCCCAACUCCCUUGAUGGCUUGCCAGACUUUCAGUUUGAAGCCAUCCCAGAUGGCCUUCCAACUUCAGAUUCAGAUUCCACCCAAGACCUCGCUGCUCUUUCUGAUUCCAUAUUAAAUACAAACCACUUCUUGGAUUCGUUUCGCGAUCUCCUCGCGAAACUCAAUCUCGAUGCAGCAACUUCCAACACUUGUCCUGUGACUUGUAUUGUAGCAGAUGGUUUCAUGCCCUUCUCCACCACUGUCGCCGAAGAUCUUGGAAUUCCCUGGGUGUCGUUCUUCACUAUUGCUGCAUGUGGCUUCAUGGCCAUCAAACACUUUCGUGCCCUGGUGGAAAGAGGAUUUACACCCCUAAAAGAUGAGACAUAUCUAACUAAUGGCUACCUAGACACAGUCAUAGAUUGGAUACCUGGACUGAAAAGCAUCCGGCUAAGGGAUCUUCCAAGCUUUGUUCGAACUACAGAUACCAAAAGCAUUGUGUUUAACCUUGGCAUAGAAGCAACUGAAAAGGCAAACAAGGCUUCUGCAGUUGUUAUACAUACUUAUGAUGCGUUGGAGCGGGAAGUUUUGGAUGCUCUCUCAUCUAUGCUUCCCCUUGUUUACACCAUCGGCCCUCUCCAAUUACUCGUCAACCAGCUGCCAGAAGACCCUCUGAAAUCUGUAGGAUACAGUCUAUGGAAAGAAGAAACUGGCUGCCUCCAGUGGCUGAACACCAAGGCCCCAAACUCGGUUGUUUAUGUGAAUUUUGGCAGUGUAGUCGUGAUGACACCAGAACAACUUGUUGAGUUUGGUUGGGGACUUGCAAACAGCAAGCAUUUUUUCUUGUGGGUAAUUAGGCCUGAUUUGGUUGUUGGUGACUCAGCCAUUUUGCCAGCUGAGUUUGUGGAUGAAACAAAAGAAAGAGGACUAAUAGCAAGCUGGUGCCCACAAGAGCAAGUCCUUAACCACCCAUCAGUUGGAGGGUUUUUGACACACAGCGGUUGGAACUCAACGAUCGAGAGCCUGAGUGCAGGGGUGCCUAUGAUCUGCUGGCCGUUCGUUUCGGAGCAGCUAACAAAUUGUUGGUAUACUUGCAAUGAGCUGGGCUGUGGGAUGGAGAUUGAUAGCAAUGUGAAAAGAGAUGAAGUUGAGAAGCUUGUUAGAGAGUUGAUUGAGGGAGAGAAGGGUGAGAAAAUGAGAAAUACGGCUGAUGGGUGGAAGAAACUAGCAGAAGAGGCCACUGGUGCACAAGGUUCUUCAGUCAUAAACUUGGACAACUUAGUGAACCAUGUGCUUCUAAGGAAAAGCUAAGCUAGAUGUAUUUAACAAAUAAACCUGCAACAUGUACUAAUUUUUCUGUUUGAUAAACUAGUUGGCUUGGGUUGGGAUACAUUACAUAUCACUAGCUUGACUUCCAUUUUGUUUAUGCUAUAAAAUGGUUAUGUACAAUUUUUAAUAUAUUUAUACAAAAAUUUACUUUGCAUU
This is a messenger RNA of Prunus persica (peach), 2018 nucleotides long. RefSeq names its product 7-deoxyloganetin glucosyltransferase. Gene Ontology annotation, molecular function: UDP-glycosyltransferase activity. The coding region runs from base 396 to 1844 and encodes 482 amino acids. Lineage: Eukaryota; Viridiplantae; Streptophyta; Magnoliopsida; Rosales; Rosaceae. The transcript is spliced from 3 exons. The record is from RefSeq and is a predicted model, not a curated record.